Molecule: messenger RNA, 2111 nt
Organism: Sebastes umbrosus (honeycomb rockfish)
Lineage: Eukaryota; Metazoa; Chordata; Actinopteri; Perciformes; Sebastidae
Gene: hexa
Product: hexosaminidase A (alpha polypeptide)
Exons: 14
Coding region: 73-1689 (538 amino acids)
Biological process (GO): glycosaminoglycan metabolic process; ganglioside catabolic process; carbohydrate metabolic process
Cellular component (GO): membrane
Molecular function (GO): beta-N-acetylhexosaminidase activity
Source: RefSeq, a predicted model, not a curated record
UGUGACAGCAUGCUCUUGCGCACCUGACUGGCGCAUCUUCACAGAGUGCAGUUUCCCUUUGAAUAGAGUAGUAUGGAAGUCAUGUGUAUGGUUAGUUUUGGACGAUAUACUCGUCCAAAUUUUAAUUCACUACUACUACUACUUGUCCUCCAGUUUGGCCUGCAUACAGUGGAGGGUGUGUGGCCAUUACCGCAGACUUUCAGCUCCUCAACCGAGAGAUACCCUCUGAGCCCGCAGGCUUUCUACUUUGGGUACGGAAGACAGUCAGCCGCUCAGCAGGGCUGCUCUGUUCUGGAUACUGCAUUCAAGAGAUAUUUUACUCUCAUCUUUCCAGACUAUGGAAAUGGUGUUCUGCGAUUCAAUGAGGUUAAACCCUUCACCGUGGAGAUCAGUGUUGACCACGGUGAUUGUGAGGGUUACCCAAAUGAGGACUCUUCUGAGAGAUAUAAUCUGAGUGUCUCUGCAGGACAAGCAUCUCUGAAUGCGGAAACAGUGUGGGGGGCAGUAAGAGGUCUGGAAACCUUCAGUCAGCUGGUGUAUCAAGAUGAUUUUGGCUCAUAUUUUGUGAACAAGACUGAGAUCGACGACUUCCCCCGGUUUCAGUUCAGGGGGAUUUUGUUGGACACUUCACGUCACUAUCUACCAUUGCAGGCCAUUUUAAAAACUCUGGAUGCAAUGGCCUACAGUAAAUUCAAUGUGUUUCAUUGGCACAUUGUUGAUGACCCCUCCUUCCCGUACCAGAGCCGGACCUUUCCAGACCUUUCCAGUAAGGGGGCGUUCCAUCCGAUGACUCACAUCUACACCCAGUCGGACGUGAGAAGGGUGAUCUCACAUGCCAGACUGUGGGGCAUAAGGGUCCUUCCUGAGUUUGAUUCUCCAGGCCACACCCAAUCUUGGGGAAAAGGGCAGUCUGACCUGUUGACUCCCUGCUACAGAGGGAGCACCCUUUCAGGUACUUUCGGUCCUGUUAAUCCAGUGUUGCCCUCCACCUACCAGUUCAUGGCGAGACUAUUUAAGGAAGUGUCAUCGGUGUUUCCUGAUUCCUAUAUCCACUUAGGAGGGGAUGAGGUGGACUUUACCUGCUGGAAAUCCAACCCAGAUGUCCACGCAUUCAUGCAGAAGAUGGGAUUUGAGGCAGACUUCACCAAACUGGAAGCAUUCUACAUAGAGAACAUUGUGAACAUCACUUCAGCUCUCAACAAGACAUCUAUCGUGUGGCAGGAUGUGUUUGACUACCAUGAACGAAUUCCUAAGGACACAGUGCUGCACAUCUGGAAGGGCACCCCAGCUAGUUAUAAGGCAGAGCUCAGCAAGAUGACCAAAGCUGGCAUGAGGGUCCUGCUAGCAGCCCCGUGGUACAUCAACCACAUUUCCUAUGGCCAGGACUGGCGCACCUACUACACCGUGCAGCCACGGAACUUUUCUGGUACUGAGGAACAGAAGAAGCUGGUGAUAGGGGGUGAGGUCGCCAUGUGGGGGGAGUACGUUGAUGCCACCAAUCUCACUCCACGUCUUUGGCCAAGGGCAAGUGCUGCGGCAGAGAGACUGUGGAGCGAUGAGAAGCAGACCUCCAGUGUGGACAAGGCGUUUCCUCGCUUGCAGGACUUUCGCUGCAAGCUCGUGAGGCGUGGCAUCCGAGCAGAGCCUCUGUCUGUUGGACACUGCAAACACGAGUACCAAGGUGUUUGAAGAUGCUGGAUGGAUUAUCAUUGCAAGGUUUUCCUGGAAAAUUAAGUUCAUGGCUGCCUUCUUUUAAAGUGCUGUAAAAUCUUGAAUAAAUUGUUGCUCCAGUCUUAAUUAUGCAGACAUUAAAAUGCUUUCUCAGGGACUUAUCUCAUUACCUAUAUUUUUUUAUUCUCAAUUUUUGUACAUACUUUUUGAGUAAUGCGCUUUUUAUUUUAAUUUUGCAUAUUUAGCAGUACACAAUAUAGAAAUGUUAACAAAGACCUUGUUUGGAAGAACCCGCAGUGCUACACUGUAAUGCCAUGUUGAAUUGUAGCCUACUUGAUGACUGGAAAUAUAGAAUGUAGAUUUUAAAUUUGAAUAUUACUGCCAGUAUGCUGUAGCUUGUACUCUUGCACUGAAAUGUAAUAAAAUAAUGUUGGUGUGCA